This is a messenger RNA of Racocetra persica, 124 nucleotides long. NCBI's taxonomy places the organism in Eukaryota, Fungi, Glomeromycota, Glomeromycetes, Diversisporales, Gigasporaceae. The record is from the annotation of a GenBank genome assembly.
AGAUAAUUCUGGUUUUCAUAUAAUUGUUACCACUUUUAAUGAUAAUCAUAACCAGGAUCUAUCUUAUGAAGCAAUACAAUUUGAAAAAAAAAGAGAACCAAGAAAAAAAAAAGGACGAAAGUGA